Molecule: messenger RNA, 2444 nt
Organism: Mya arenaria
Lineage: Eukaryota; Metazoa; Mollusca; Bivalvia; Myida; Myidae
Product: mucin-5AC-like
Exons: 3
Coding region: 260-1642 (460 amino acids)
Source: RefSeq, a predicted model, not a curated record
UCAUGUUUACAUGAAGAUAAACAUUGUAUAUCAUAACAUUAUAAUUUUACAGGCGAUAUGGCUAAAAUAGAAAUAAGAGCGUUGAUUAAGCUGUAAAAGACAAAAUAGGUUAACGUUGAUGGUACAAAGAAGAGUUAUGGUACAGUUCACGUUGAAACGUUUUUGCCAUUCACACCGUCGUGUUCUUAAUAUAUUUUGGCGAAGACAAGUAUAGACUGUCAGUUUUCCUGUGCGCGUCGAGUUUGACGGAAUACUCAUCAUGCGGUUGUUCUCGCUGCUGGUCUGUGUGCAGUUUGUAUCGAUGUGCCGGGCGUUCACUACCAUGCCUACCAUGAAUGUCUGGGGAAUGGGCAACGGCAACCAGUUCAUGCCAUGGGGCCAGUAUGACUUCCUCGCCCCGGCCUUGCCCAAUUUAACACCCAGUCCAGUAGUUACAACAAAGGAACCCUUGACACCCGUGUCAUCCGCAGCACCCGUGGUGUAUGAGACAAAGGCACCCAAACCACAAGACUUCAGUGAUCGUUUACAAGCUCUUCUGAUGCAGACUGCCGACAUAGCAAAACAUCCGAAUGCUAACGUGACAAAUUUAACAAAAACGAUUGUGUCGGUUCUGUUAGCUGGGAAGCGAAAGCAGGAAACAGUCACGGCACAGACACCACUGGUCACUACGACUGAAGCUGUAACAACAACGCCAGCCACAACAUCAACUACAACCGCCACAACCACCACCACCGCCCUACCAGUAACAACAACUACCAAGAAGCCACUUUUGGAGAUGACCCUUGCCGAGCUCCUCAUGGCAGCCUCAAAGGGAAAGAGUACGAACAUCGCCGCGGCAUUACUCAAACAUUCGAAGCCAAAGAACAAGCGACGCGGAUGUAUGUUCCAGGGUAAAAUGUACAUGCCGCUCACAGAGAUUGAGCGUGGUCAGUCGGGCAGCUGGUGCUUCGGCUCGUACUGCAACCACGAGAGCGACAUUGUCCACUGGGAUGACCACAACUGCACCAGCGCCACUAAGACCCCCAAACCCUUAAUGGGCGUGGAGACGGCGGCUACAACCUUUAUAACCAACCCUCCUACCAAGCCCACCACCCCUGCCACAACCACCUCAGUGAUCUCUGGUAUGGAUCCCGUACUUUUGGACCAAUUAUACCGGCAGUUCUUAGCUGAAUCGACUGGGACUGGCAGCGCAACUGCAAGCAGCAGCUCCCAGAAUAUCAACAGUCAAGGCGUCCCUGACCAAAUGACCGCUUUGCUGAUGCAACAAAUUGGUUCUGGGGCCAGCGUGACCAGUGGGGCUAGUUUGAACGCCCCCAUUGGAGCUCAUGGUAAUGUUGAUCCGGUGGUGAUGGCUAUGAUGCAGCAGGCCGUAAAAGGAUCACCUGGGUUAAGUGGUUCAAGUGGCGCUGGAAUAGGAGCAAGACCUAGUACCGAUGGUUGUGUUCACCAGGGUCGGUGGCACGCACCUGGAACGGACAUAGAGAGCCAUAGGGACUAUGGACACUGCUAUGGAUUUUAUUGUGAUUUCAAUUCUCAGGUCAAAUAUUGGAGUGACCGGUGUGCUCAGACUGAGGCGCCGCCAACACAAAAUUUCCAAGAGCUUCGGCGUCAACUCCAGCAGUUGGACUUAUUGAAGAAAUAAACUUUGUCAUUUUUAAUUUAAUGAUAUCAUGUUUGUCUGUGUGGGUAAUUUCAAAGACUGAAGCUCAUUAUAAUAUACAGCACGGAUUUUUCAUUUAUUCUUACUGGAGCCAAGUCAUCAAAAACCCUUUGAACGGUUGAUCCUAAGAGUAAUUUUCGAUGGUGCCGAUCUGCUAUUAGAACUUUUCCGGGUUACACUAAUGAACCUAGGGUCGGACUUAGACCACAGAUGUCCGGUCGUUUUUUAUAAAAUGUCAAGAUGGUCAUCUCUUAGCGAACGCAAAUAAUUAUAGAUGUACUUUUUGGGGACAUGCAAUAAUAAUCGUAUAUACUCCUACUGUUCUUCAUACGGUAAUAUAUAUUAUAAUUACAUUUUUUUGUUUGAUUCAAUCGUGACUUGUGUAAAAUGGAACUUUCUGUUCAAAUAUUUGCGCAUUUUCUUAUUUCGUUUGGAAUUGGGAAAGGGAACUGAGGUUUUACCAUGAUGUUUAAAAUCUUUAGCAAACCGUUCUAAAUCCUGUCAAUGAGUAUAAGCCUUUAUACAGCUAUCGCUACGUUUUCCGAUAACUGUGGUUAUAAAGAAUGAAGUAAAACAUUUUCUAUCCGUUAAAAUAACAAUAAAGACAAAGUGCAACGAACUCCAAAUAUUAAGUGUACAAUCGUGCUAAAAUCAGAUACCCAGUAUUCGAUUUAAGAAAAGAAGCGAACGUCAUGUUAUGAGUUUUAAUAUAUUCUUACAUAAACAGCGUUUUUGUUGAUUUCUUGGUGCAUUUUUAUCCUUGUGUUCGUCUCUUUGCUAUAAA